Molecule: messenger RNA, 4135 nt
Organism: Eublepharis macularius
Lineage: Eukaryota; Metazoa; Chordata; Lepidosauria; Squamata; Eublepharidae
Product: flavin-containing monooxygenase 5-like
Exons: 9
Coding region: 121-1779 (552 amino acids)
Molecular function (GO): flavin adenine dinucleotide binding; N,N-dimethylaniline monooxygenase activity; NADP binding
Source: RefSeq, a predicted model, not a curated record
UGCUGCUGAUCUAGAAACACACUCCUGAGAGACAGGAACCGAAAAGUACUCUUCGUGGAUUCGUCUUCCGUCCACAACGUUCGGGGGGAAAGUCCUGUCGAGUAUUUAACCAUCCUAUCUAUGAAAGAAACAGAGUCCUCAAGAACAAUGGAUGGGAAACAAGCUGGCAUGGCAAAGACAGUUGCCAUCAUAGGAGCAGGAGCCAGUGGUCUAACUGCCAUUAAAUGCUGCUUGGAUGAGGGGCUUCAGCCAACAUGUUUUGAGAGGAGUGAAGACAUUGGGGGCCUUUGGAGGUUCCAGGAGUAUGAUAUUGAUGGCCAGGCAAGUAUUUACAGAUCUCUGACUAUCAACACCUCCAAGGAAAUGAUGAGUUACAGUGAUUUCCCCAUCCCUGCGGAUUACCCAAACUACAUGCACCACAGCAAAGUGAUGGAGUACUUCAGGAUGUAUGCAAAGCACUUCCAUUUGCUUGAACGCAUACGUUUCAAGGCCUGUGUCUGUCAGAUAAGGAAACGCCCAGAUUUCUCCGUCAGUGGCCAAUGGGAGGUUGUAACAGAAAUGAAUGGGAAGCGGGAAUCUGCCAUCUUUGAUGCUAUUAUGGUCUGUACCGGCCACCACGUAUAUCCUUAUUUUCCUUUGGAGUCAUUUCCUGGUGUCAAGAAGUUUAAAGGGAAAAUUAUGCACAGUCGGGAGUAUAAACAUCCUGAAGUAUUCCGGGACCAGAAGAUUCUUGUGAUUGGCUUGGGAAAUUCCGGAGCAGAUAUAUCCGUGGAUCUCAGCCAUGUGGCUAAGCAGAUCUUUCUGAGCACCAGGACUGGCACUUGGGUAGUAAACCGUGUCUCAGACGAUGGGUACCCUUUGGAUGUGGUGCAUUUUACACGUUUCAAAACCCUCCUUCGCCAAAUUCUUCCUGUAGCUCUGGUGAACCUGUGGGGCGAGAAGAAGCUGAAUACAAGGUUUAACCAUGAGAAUUAUGGUAUAAAACCUCAGCACAGAUUUCUCAGCAGGUAUCCAAUAGCAGCGGAUGAUCUACCUAAUGCGAUAAUUUCCGGCAGGGUGUUAAUGAAGCCAAAUGUAAACGAGUUCACUGAGAAGGGGGUGAUUUUUGAAGAUGGCUGCCGAGAGGAAAACAUAGAUGUCGUGAUCUUUGCUACAGGAUACAGCUUUGCCUUCCCCUUCAUUGAUGAGAGUGUCAUUAGCGUUGGGAACAACCAAGUUCCACUGUAUAAGUUUGUCUUCCCACCGCAUUUGGAAAGAUCUACCCUAGCCAUCAUAGGACUCCUUCAGCCUUUGGGGGCCAUUAUGCCAAUAGCUGAGCUCCAAUCCCGCUGGGCCACAAGAGUCUUCAAGGGCCUGAUCAAGUUGCCUUCAGCUGAUAUGAUGAUGGACGACGUUGUUAAGAAGACCAAGAAAAAUGAGAAAUGGUAUGCACCCAGUCAGCACAUCUCCCUCCAGGUGCAAUAUGUCGAUCACAUGGACGAACUGGCUUGCCUGUCGGGAGUGAAGCCCAAGCUGCUGAACCUCUUUCUGACCGACCCGAAGCUGGCCUUGAAAGUAUUCUUUGGGCCCUGCUCCCCUGUGCAGUUCCGUCUGCAUGGACCCGGGAAGUGGGAAGGAGCCAGAGAUGCCAUCCUCACCCAGAAAGAGAGGAUUGUCAAAGCCACAAAGACCCGUGCUGUGCAAGGCUGCACUGGUGCUCACGCCAUGUCGGUCCCCUGUGUGCUCAUCAAAGUGCUUGGCUGUGCUGCCAUUUUUGCUUUGCUUCUUGCCUUUUUGUAAACUGGCUGUGCAGUACCUGGGAAAGAGUUUCUGCAGCUGUCAGCUUUACUUUCUCACAUUCACGUUGCUUUCUUCGUGCACAAAGUUGCCUCUGAAUGGAGCUAAAGGGCCAAUUCCCAUGGUUACAAAGUCCACAUGGCAGACUCAGGGACUGUCAACAAAUUAGUUCUGAGAGUUCCAUCCUGGGAACCUAAUCCCUAGGAGUAUGCAGGUCCCAUUUGGAUUUGGACUGUGGUGCAGUGAGAGUAUGCUUAAGCUUUUCCUAUUCCCGCACUUCUUCCGUGCUGAUUUCCUGACCUGAAAGGGCUUGGGGAGCCAGGACUUUGUUGGGGAAAUUUACAUGUGUUGAAAGAUACAUCCGUUUCCCCAUUGGGGUGGAUAGUGAGUCUAUUUCAGGUCAGGCAAAUGGCAUUGGGGAAAGAUUUAAGUGCCCUAUCCAUGCUCACUGUGUUGCCGAUUCAAAUUAGGCCCAUACAUGCUUCAAGAUUAAGUUCCCAGCAUGGAACAUAUCUUGCACAUUUGACCAAAGGUCCAGGUGGCAGCCAUGUGAGUCUACCAUGUGGAUUUUGCAGUGUGUCCCCCAUAGAGUCUUCUAUUCCAUUUCUUGUCAUACAACCCUGACCAGGGCGGCUGCCCAGCGUUAUUGGCUGCCAGCCUAGGAAUGGAUGGUAUUUACCCAGUGACAGGAGAGGUGGACAAAGAUGGAUGGACUAGUCCUGCCGGCUAUGAACAAUUUUCUCAUGGGCUGUAUUGUUGAGGGCCACUGGGCUCAGGGCUUAAUUGAGGUUGGCACUUGUGUGGCAAAACCUCAAUUUUUGUUUGGCGGAUUUCCAAGUCUGGUCAGCUAAAAUUGACCAGCUCCUGCCCUAUGUGACCAUUGGAAUGAAGCUGUCAGCUGAAAAAUGUGUAUGUUUAUUUUAGGAUUGGCCCACAGAUGAGGUAAAGAUCUGUAUCCUCCCCUCAGCAAAGUCUAAAACUUUCUUUCAGCUUAAGGAGCAUUCCCUCCAACUUAAGUAGCUCUUCUAUUUGAGGAUACAUCUGUUAACUCUUUCUCCCCUUAUCUAAGAAUGGGCUUCUCAUAUAAUCCUGCAUAUUAACUUCAGAUCACCCCGGAAGGUUUAAAUCUGAUUGUCUGGGUGCUUGGGUUCUCUACGUGUUGUUUGAUCCCAUCAGAUUCAAGGUCUUGGGGCUUGCAAGCCUCUGAGAAAGAUUAAUCUGACUCCCAUCUGCAUAAACACUGUGGGUUUUGCCUUGCAUCGUCACACACAUUUUGGAUUGCUCUUUGCAAUAAACCCUUUUCCAGCUUUUACUAUUAUAAUUCCAUGCAUCAAUUUUUUUUUUCCAGCAUGCAUUCCCAAAUCCUAAUUUCACCUCUGUGCUAGGAUAGUGUAAAGCAAGUAUCACAGAUGUGGCUGGAAACACAGAUGAAAAGUUCAAGAUGGGGAGCUGUGUUUGUCUGUAGCAGUGGAAAAGAGCAAGAGUCCAGUAGCACCUAUAAGACUAACAAGACUACUACUAAAGAGUCCAGUAGCAUCGAUAAGACUAAUAAGACUACCACUAAUUUUGUUAGUUUAAUAGGUGCUACUGGACUCUUGCUCUUUUCCAGGUGAAAAGUUGUUGGGCUUGGCCAAAGAUUGUGGAGGAUGUUUCUGCACCCUAGACUGAGACAGAGCUAGCCUGGCUUCUCAGCUAAACAAUGUCAAAAAGAGAGCUUAGAGACUCAGGAUAGAAUAGCCUUGGAGAGGUUCAAGAAACAAAGAAGUAACACAAUGAUAUGGCUUAUGUAGAUGAGAAGCUAUCUAAUCUUUAUCAAUAGAUAUUAUGUGAUGAGGCCCAGGUACAGAAGUGUCUAAGAAUGGCAAGAAUGUCCAACUUCACAGAAGCAUAGUUCAAAGAUGGGGCAUAAUGACUGAAGGCCAAAAGAUAUCCAUAUGUAUGUGAAACUUGUAAUCACUUAUUUUUAAUAGACUUUGGCCGUUUCCAUAGGGACGUCCCACUCAUUGAACACUGGCGGCUUUUCCCUAUGAAUCCAGACAUUUCUGUGUACGAAACGAUUGCAACCUGUUCGGUUUCUGGUUUUUUGGUGCCUUUUCUGGGACCGCACUUUCCCACAGUUACUCAUAAUUGGAAGGUUGAUUGUUAAUCCAUAAAAUUUCAGCAGCCUAAACAUUGGUUAUUGUAAGUCUUUUAUUAGGAAGCUGUCCAUACAAGAUCUUGUAACAUACUAAACAUAUAAAGGACUACCUUGUGAGAAUGUUUUAAUGCACUGACAUAAAUCUGUGUAUGCUUUGCAUUUGAACUGCUGGCAAUUGUUCAUCUUUCCCGUUUCCUUGUACAUAAACCAUUUCUAAAAGUC